UGAGAAUGAUCGCAGGCGCGCUUUGGGAUGAAAUUGAAAUAUUUGAAUGAUUUUUACAUUUUUGAUAAUGAAAAAUAACAAUGUUUGUUUGUUUUAAAUGAAAUAUGUUGUGCGAGGAACCUAUUAAGGCUGCAAUAUGGCAUGCCUUAAAUCAUUAUGCGUUCGGUGAUGCUGCUUUUCUUGCUGAGCGAUUAUUCGCUGAAGCUGCAUCAGAUGAAGCAUUGUUCCUGUUAGCAACAGUUUAUUACCGCUCUGGUCAAGCAAAACGAUCCUAUCAUUUGCUGCAAAGACAAGGAUGUCCAACUGCUUCAUGUAAAUUCCUCUUUGCUAAAUGUUGUGUGGACCUAAACAAGUUGUCUGAAGCUGAAAGGAUUUUAACAGGCAAUAAUUGCACUAUAAAUGGAAGUGUUAAGCAAGUUGAAACUGUUGUGUCUGAAUUUGGGUCUGCUGCAAGUUAUUCAUUAGCACUGAUGGGAGAUGUUUGCAGAAAAGCUGAGAAAACCAGUCGAGCUGUUGAAUGUUACAAAAGCAGUUUGAAGCACAAUCCAUUCUUGUGGAGCUCGUUUGAAGCACUGUGUAAAUUAGGUGAAAAACCAAAUCCAUCAGAAAUAUUCAAGUCUGCCUGCUGCCCUCGACUGCUGACAUCUUUGGCACAGCGAGAUGUCAUGAAAACGGGUUGUACAACUGCUGAAAGUACAGUUGUCACGUCUGUAAAUCAUUUGCGUCCCAGCAUAGAACCUAUGGCUACUGAGAACAUGGAUCCUUCAUGGAAUACACCAUCAGAAGCAAUUCAAUCAAUAAAUGCCCCACCCAAUCUCCAUGGCAACAACACCAGCUACGUGCCAUCUCCCAUGGGAACAUGUAACGAGAACCGAGCUCGACCGAAAACCGGACGUAAUCUUCUUGGUGUGAGUGCUACAUCCAGCCCAUUCUCACCAAGUUUUGUUGCUCUACCAAUGGAUACUCCAACUCCUGAUGCAAACACUAAUUUUAUAACUCCAUCUCCUACAGCCAAUGAAUGUCAACUCCCUAAGGCACCAAAAGCGCGCAAGAUCCGUCGUUCUGAGUUUAUAUCAAAGCUUCCUGGUAUUAACGCCUUUCCUCCUUCCUCGUCCAAUAUAACCACUGGUGUCACUUCCCAGACUACUUCUACGGCAGUUCGACGAAGUUCAAGACUGUUUGGAUCGACUUCAUCGAACACAUCACUCAAUGAUUCAAUAGACAAGGGAUCAAGAAAAAGCAGCAAAGGUGACAUUUCUGUAUCUAGAGGAGGCGCGUCACCGCGGAGGGUUAAGACGAGACGUCAAACUCGAAGUUCAGUAGCAAAUAAUCAGCCUUUGUCGCCGUCAUGUAGUGCGAAUAUCAUCGCAGAACCGACAAAAACAAUUCAAACAAGCGUUCAGUCGCUUAAGACUCCAGUUUCAACGACGAGUUUAGAUAGCCUGUUGUCUCUUUACCAAGAGCUCGCCACGGCCUACAUUGCCCUGUCCUCUUACGAUUGCAAGAAAUCUUUAACAUUAUUUCAAAAUGUUCAACCGCAACACUACAACACUUCCUGGGCUCUUUUGCAAGUUGCGCGAUGUCAUUUUGAAUUGGCACAAUAUUAUCUAGCGGAGAAAGUUUUUUCUCAAGUUCGCCAUUUGGACCCAUAUUGUUUGAAAGGAAUGGAGGUUUAUUCCACGACGUUAUGGCACUUACAAAAAGAGGUUGCGCUCUCUGCUUUGGCUCAAGAUCUGGUCGAAACUGAAAGAGUUUGUGCUGAGGCUUGGGUUGCGACUGGUAACUGUUAUAGUCUACAGAAGGAACAUGACACAGCCAUCAAGUUUUUUCAACGUGCUGUACAAGUCGACCCAUCUUUUACAUAUGCCUAUACCCUUCUUGGUCACGAGUAUGUUCUAACGGAAGAAUUGGAUCGAGCGAUGUCGUGUUUCCGGAGUGCAAUACGCACUGACUCAAGACAUUACAAUGCUUGGUACGGGGUAGGAAUGAUUUAUUAUAAACAAGAGAAAUACAAUUUAGCUGAAGUUCAUUUUAAGAAAGCUUUGACGAUCAAUCCGUCCAGUUCUGUACUGCUCUGUCACAUUGGCGUGGUACAACAUGCAAUGAAGAAAUCCCAGAUCGCUCUCCUGACGAUUGAAAAAGCUAUGGAAAUAGAUCCAAGGAAUCCAUUGUGUAAAUUCCACCACGGCACAAUUCUCUUUACGAUUGAGAAAUAUCGAGAAGCGUUAGCUGAAUUCGAAGAAUUGAGAAGAAUUGUUCCAAAGGAAGCUUUGGUUUAUUUCAUGAUCGGAAAGGUUUAUAAAAAACUUGGCGAAUCCCACAAGGCUCAGAUGUAUUUCUCGUGGGCCGUGGAUCUCGAUCCAAAAGGUGCCAACAAUCAAAUCAAAGAGGCAGUCGACAAAAGAUACUUGCCUGAUGAUGAUACCAGCGUUGAUGAUGUAGAUUUAACGGGGGAGCCUGAUGACGAGUUAAAUAAUGAAUUACAAAUCUCCGAUGAUGAUUUAACAUAGAUUCAGUUGUGUCAAUGGUAUAUGCACGUCUUUCGUGUCUAGGAAAUCGGUAAUAUUCUGCUUCAUGACUUCUUCUGUAUCCUCCAAAAGGCUGGAUACCACAUGCUCGUGUCGUUAAAUAUAUGACAUUAUGAUAGGCAGCGCUACAAUGUUACAGGUAGUUUUUCAAUGAACGAAUGAAUGAAAUGAAUUUUUA
Messenger RNA from Xenia sp. Carnegie-2017, 2706 nucleotides. RefSeq names its product cell division cycle protein 27 homolog. The transcript is spliced from 18 exons. Gene Ontology annotation, molecular function: protein binding. Lineage: Eukaryota; Metazoa; Cnidaria; Anthozoa; Malacalcyonacea; Xeniidae. Gene Ontology annotation, biological process: cell division. Bases 105 to 2510 code for a protein of 801 amino acids. The record is from RefSeq and is a predicted model, not a curated record.